Molecule: messenger RNA, 3284 nt
Organism: Frankliniella occidentalis (western flower thrips)
Lineage: Eukaryota; Metazoa; Arthropoda; Insecta; Thysanoptera; Thripidae
Gene: ush
Product: zinc finger protein ush
Exons: 6
Biological process (GO): negative regulation of transcription by RNA polymerase II; heart development; positive regulation of transcription by RNA polymerase II
Cellular component (GO): nucleus
Molecular function (GO): RNA polymerase II-specific DNA-binding transcription factor binding
Source: RefSeq, a predicted model, not a curated record
UGUGCGUUAUUGUCUGUUGCAGCCCUGGCGGUGAGCCGCAGCCUGUUCCUGCCGCGCGGCGCCUCUUCCGCCGAGGCCGUGGCCGCCGCCCUCCUGCCCGGCGCGCCGCCGCCCCCGCCGGUCACCGAGCCCAACCCCAGCGAGGCCAGACAAGCAGUCGCGUUCCGAUGCGAGCCGUGUGGUAUCCGUUUCUCGUCGCUCAGCACCCUGGAGGCCCACCAGACGUACUACUGCUCGCACCGGCCCAACGCCCAGGGCCCCAAAGGUCCCAUCGUGGAGGCUGACGAGGGUACAACCGGGGGUGACGGCGCGGACCUGAUGGCGCCCCGCGCCGACUCCGCCGACGGCAGCGAGUCCGGGAAGAGGGCGGCCCAAGGCGGCGCGCAGGUGGCCCAGGGCGGCGGCCAGGCGCAGGGUGGCGCGGCCGGCGGCCAGUCCGGGGGACAGCCCGGCGCCGGCCACCCCAAGCAGUACUCGUGCCCGCACUGCUCCUACUCGGCCGACAAGAAGGUGUCCCUCAACAGACACAUGCGCAUGCACACGGCCUCGCCGCCGGCCGCGACGGGCGCGGUGGCGCCCCCCUUGCAGCUGCCGCUCCAGCUGCAGGUGCAGCCCGCGGAGCCCGCCGACGCGGCCGCCUCCUUCGUGGACCGCUACUGCCAGGACUGCGACAUCAGGUUCUCGUCGUACAAGACGUUCCGUGCGCACAAGCAGCACUACUGCAGCACCCGACACGUACUGAAGGGAUCGGGAGCCGGGGGUUCAUCCGAGUCCGCGUCGCCCUCUCCCGUGGAGGGCGGCCCGGGGCCCGCCGCCGGCCCCGCGCUGCCCACGCGCGCGGCCGCGGGGUCCCCCGGCCACGCCUCCGGCAACGAGGCGCUGCUCGCGCUGCCCACCAACCCGCCGCUGCUCGUGCCCUACUCGCUGCUGCAGGGCGCGAGCGUGGUGCAGGGCGCGGCGCUGAGCGCGGCCCUCGGGGUGGGCGCGGGUGCGGUCCUGGGCGCCGCCUGCCUGCUGUGGCUCCCCGACGGCUCGCUGCAGGCCGUGGCCACGGCCAACCUGCCGUCGCCCAGCCGGCCGCGGCAAGCUCCCGCCAACGCCGCGCCGCCCCAGCCGUCGCCGUCGCCGUCCCCUCAGUCCGCCCCGGCCGCCCCCAAGCGGCAGCGCGACGGCAAGCAGGCCUCGCCCGCCCCCGGCGUGGCCGGCAGUGCCCCCGCCACCAACCCCGGCAGCGCCCAGGGCCUCGGCCCGCUCGACCUGAGCGUGCCGCGGCGCGCGUCGGACUGCUCCGAGCCGGACCAGGACAUGGACGAGGACGUGCACGUGCAGGACCACGAGCACGAGGACAUCGUGUGCGCGCCCAGCAUCCCUCUGAUGUUGUCCGCCUCGUCGACCUGCUCCUCGCCGUCGCCCGCGCCGCCCCCGGGCCUGGGCCCGUCGCCGUCGCCACCGCCGAUGCCCCAUCCGCCCUCUCGUAAACGGCCGCACUCGCCCGCGCUGUCGCCGACGGACCGCGGCGGCAAGAAGUCGCCCCGCCGCACUCCUAACGGCGUGGUGCACGCCGGGCUGGUCAAGAAGGAGUCGACGGAGUCCGAGAGGGUCCCUGCGGGCUCCGGGGUCCCUGUGGUGGGCCCCGACCCCCAGCUGCUGCUGCAGUCCGUACUUGCGGGCCGCGGCAUCAGCCAGGGCCUCGCCCAGGGCCUCGCGCAGAGCUCUUUGCCCCUGCUGCUGGGCAACCACCUUACUAGUCCUCUAAGCGCCAACAUCGAACUGGCCCUCCGGAUGGCGGCCGUCUCGGCGGCCGAGCUGCAGCAGCAAGUGGCACCGCAACCGCCGCCGCCGCCCCCGCAGGUGCACGUCAAGCACGGCGUGUCCAAGUGCAUGGAGUGCAACAUCGUGUUCUGCCGGCACGAGAACUACCUCGCGCACAAGCGCCACUACUGCCAGGCGCGGCUGCAGGAGGAGGCUGCCCCGGCGGAGGCCAGCAAUGCCCCCAGCCCGGGGGUGGCACGCUCCCCGUCGUCCAGCUCGCCCCCGGAGCCGCAGCCCGCCGCCCCCGCUGCCCCAGCCCCUGCAGCUGGCGCCGCCCCAACACACGUGCAGUACAUUUGCGCGCGGUGUCCUAUCAAGUUUGCGUCCCUCGACAACCUGACCCACCACCAGGCCUACUACUGCCCCAAACGGCCGCUGGGCCAGGACGGUGUCAUGCAGGCGCCUGGGCCGGGCAAAGUGGUGGAGGACAAGGGAAAACGGCGCUGCCCCAAAUGCAAGGCCACAGUCCCUGCUGAACAAGCCCUCAGUCAUCAAUGUGACGUGCUGGUGGUUGGAAGUGGAUGGAGGUGCCCCUGUUGCCCAGUCACCAGUCCCACUAUAUCUGCUGCACAAAGACAUAUGGAGACCCACAAUGGAAUUAAGGCAUUCCGAUGUACUUUAUGUGGCUACAAGGGAAAUACAUUGCGGGGUAUGCGCACCCAUAUACGCAUGCAUUUUGAAAAAGGCCUUCCGGACUUGCAGGAGGAAAACUACAUUACUUGUGUCAUGGAGGAUGAUGCUGCUAUUCCAGCACCAAUCCCAGUACCAGCACCCUUGGCAACUCCUCCAACUCCUCCAGCCCACAUGUCAUCCCUGACAACCACAACUGAAGCAUCAAGCCUCCCAGGGUCCGGGUCGGCUGGGAGAUCAGAUGCUGAUAAGCAGUUUAAUUGUGACUAUUGCAGUUACACAACUUUAGAUAAGAAUAAUUUGCGGCAUCAUGUUAAACAUGCUCACGGUAGAUCUUCAGAGGAAAAUGCCCUACCGACAUCAUUAAAUCCCUCCAGUACAUCUGAUGACCAAAGACCUCCUAAUGCACUUAAUGGAGCAAACAGAGUUAAAGUUAAACAGGAAAAACAAGAUGAAGAGUUUAAAAGAAUAGAAGAGUUCAAAGUAAAAGAAGAACCUAUAUUUGUCAAUGACGUGGAAGAACGCUCCUCAAUUAGAGCAUCACCUUUGUUAUUGGAGGACUCCAAAGCAUCCCUUCAAAGUGUGGAGGAUAUAAGCAGAGACGAAAUUGUGAGUGCAAAUAAUAACAAAACAGGGCCCAAGUAUUGUAAGACAUGUGACAUCAAAUUUACCCUCUAUGACUCCUUUAUGACUCAUAAAAAGUUCUAUUGUACAAGAUCUGAAUCUGAUAGCAAAGUAGCUCAGGCAUCAGCUUUAUAGUUCUAUUCGUUCUAUCUUUACUAUGUUAUUUGAUUUCUUAGCUUGAUUUUGAUAAUUAUAUGAAAUUUUGUACCUUAACUGUA